Globicephala melas (long-finned pilot whale) is the source of this 474-nucleotide messenger RNA. Its product is annotated as DNA protection during starvation protein-like. The record is from RefSeq and is a predicted model, not a curated record. Gene Ontology annotation, molecular function: oxidoreductase activity, acting on metal ions; ferric iron binding. NCBI's taxonomy places the organism in Eukaryota, Metazoa, Chordata, Mammalia, Artiodactyla, Delphinidae.
AUGAACGUAUUGGAUAUUACAGGGCUUAAAGCCGAGAAUUUGACAGAAGUAGUUAAGGGUCUAGAACUAUUGCUUGCUGACCUGCAAGUACACUAUACUAACCUAAGAGGUUAUCACUGGCACGUUAAGGGUAAGGAUUUCGCAAUCCUACACGAACGCUUCGAGAAGAUGUACGACGAAGUAGCAGACAAGGUUGAUGAAGUAGCAGAGCGUUUGCUUCAACUUAACGUAGAGCCAGAAAAUCGUUACAGCGUAAUCCUAGCUAAGAGCGAGAUUAAGGAAGUAACAGGUCUUACAAGCCCUGAGACAAUCCUUCCUGAGAUUGUUAAGACUUACAAGACGCUUAUGGCUCUUGAACGCUCAAUCAUUGAGAAGGCUGGUGAAGUAAAUGAUGAAACAACCGUAGCAAUUAUGUCUGACUUCCUAGUAGGACAAGAAAAAGAUGCUUGGUUCUUAGCUUCUAUGCUUAGCUAG